AUGAAAAAUACCUUGCCCUCAAAUUCGGAGCAGAUCAUGGCCCCCACAGCAUUUCACCAAUUUGCCCUGCUUCCAGUCGAGAUUCAAACAGAGAUUUGGAAGCUUGCCGCCAUUUCUGCAACUGAAGAAUCGCGUAUAAUACCAAUCAUUGUUCAUUGGACGCCUGGUUGCUCGAGUCAAAGGUACAACGAUAGCAAAAAUAAGACUCCCCUCUUUCUGACACUCAUUUCUGUCAUACCUCCGCUAUUACAUGUCUGCUCCCUCUCUCGCUCACUAGCUCUGCCUAUCUAUGAGCUCGUGAGCAUGUCCAACGAAUCUGGUCAUCAAGAUAAGGUCAAAUCCAUGGGCGUUCGACUCAGUGUAUACCCCACGCGCGGUAAUGAAGCAACAGGCAUCUACAUUAAUCUCAAGAAGGAUAUCGUUUAUUUCACAAGUCAUGAUAUUUUUGACAAAAUGGUAAACCAACAUUUCGCAGUAUCAGAUACACAUGCAGAUGUGGAAAGUUAUGAUUUAUUCGAGCCACAAUUUUGUCAGCCUUGCUCAAACCUUUUGUUUCCGGUAAAUGCUGCCCUUCGUCUGUUAUUUGGUGACAUGGAUAUAAGGAAAGAAUUGAGAAACAUCGGGUUCAGCUUUGAUAUUCCAGUGAAGAGAGGUCAUUCCUGCUGGGGGGGCUUGAGUAAGGAUUUCUGUGGACUACGAAGGAUUGUUUUCGUAUCUGAAGAAAAGGGGGAGAAGAGAACACUACGAAAUGGAAAAUUACAUGGCACCCAAGCCGCAGCGUCUACCUUCAAAAAUCCCAAGUUUACGACUCCCUCGCCAUAUAUCAGAAACAAGUGUUUUGAAACGUACAAAGACCGCUUCCAUAAUCAAGGAGCGCAUGUACAAGAUGGGAGGGAAUAUAUGAUGAUUAAUCCUCGAGAACAGUUCUUCCGACCGCUGAUUAAUGGAGGAAUGGGACUUCGUGGGACUGGACCAGGCACGGGUACAAAUUGGUUGCAGUGGGGAAUACGUGGAUUGGUACCUUUUGGAUGGAAAGGUACGGGGGCGGGAGAGGAGUGGGAAGAAGAUGGGGCUGAGGAAUGGAAUCAUGAAUCUAUAGGGCCGAGAGUGGAGUUUUUGGUCGAGGAUGGGAAGGAUAGGAAUAGGGCGACGAGGGAUAUUUUUUUGGUUUAA
This is a messenger RNA of Botrytis byssoidea, 1173 nucleotides long. RefSeq lists its product as uncharacterized. Bases 1 to 1173 code for a protein of 390 amino acids. The record is from RefSeq and is a predicted model, not a curated record. NCBI's taxonomy places the organism in Eukaryota, Fungi, Ascomycota, Leotiomycetes, Helotiales, Sclerotiniaceae. The transcript has a single exon.